Messenger RNA from Nasonia vitripennis (jewel wasp), 742 nucleotides. Its product is annotated as zinc finger BED domain-containing protein 1-like. Lineage: Eukaryota; Metazoa; Arthropoda; Insecta; Hymenoptera; Pteromalidae. The transcript has a single exon. The record is from RefSeq and is a predicted model, not a curated record. The annotation marks the transcript as partial. Gene Ontology annotation, molecular function: protein dimerization activity.
UUAGAAUCUAGCAUCGUUACUACUGCUACAGGAAUCCAUUUUCAAACCAAACUGAUAGAACAAUUUAAUAAACGUUUUGAAAACAUUGAAAAAAAAUCAAUAAUGGCUAUGGCAACUUUACUAGAUCCACGUUUUAAAAAAUUAUAUUUCAAGAAUAAGAUAGCAUGUGCAGAUGCAAUAAAUAAGAUUGCAAAACAGAUUCAUAAUCUACGUGCACAUUUAUUAGAAGAUAAUCAGAAUAAAAGUAUCGAAGCUCCUGAAGAUAAGUCUGAUAAUAACGAUUUUUGGAGCUAUCAUCAUCAGUUGUUUAAAGCUAAUCGAAAGAUGCAAAAAGAAAAUCAAAAUCAAUCAGAGAUGCCGGAAGAAUUGAGAUUUUAUUUGAAUGGACCGCUAAUUUCAAAAGAUAACGACCCUCUAGUUUUUUGGAAAAUGUAUCCUAAUUCUUCUGAUUCAAUAUUAGCUGAUCUAGCCAUUCAUCAUCUAAUAAUUAUUGCAACUUCAGUCCCAUCUGAACGACUAUUUUCUACAGCUGGAUUGAUCAUGACUUCAAAUAGGAACCGUCUACUACCAGAACACUUUCAACAAUUACUUUUUUAAAUUUACUACCUUUAAAGUACUGGAAACUUUAAUAGCUAAUUUAAUUAAUCUUUCAAUUAACGUUCCAAAGAUAAAGAAUGUAAAUUAAAAAUUACAUUGUAAAUUAGAAUAGAAACAAGAACGUAAAAUAAUUUUUAAUCAAUGA